UUUGCUCGUGAAUCGAACACAACGCAGGUGCAUGUUUGUUUUCCCGUCGACGCUGAAAAGGAAACACUGUGACCUGCCUCAUGCCAAAAUUAUGUAAAUGCAAGUUAUGACCACAACUUGUUAAGUGAACUCGAGAAGGCUAUAUUUUAGUAUAUCUGCGUGUCAUGACACUCGGCGUAACCUAUUUCCACUCUGCGAACCAACACCAGAGAAAGCCUUUGUGAUGCACCACAAUGAUGAAGGAAGGUGAAGAGCAGUCAGAGAUGCUCAGCAGUGGGUUCACAGUUAUGGUGCUAUAGCCUGCUCAGCCAAUCACACUCUCGUAUGUAAAUAGACAGGAAUGACUCUUUGCUGAUUGGUCCUCCCCAGACUUGCCACUGCCCUCAUCAACUGACUCUCUUCCUUGUUGUUGUUGUUAUGCCAUCAUUGAGGUCCUGUGUGUGGGCGCAGGGAGGGGCCAAGCGUCUCUUUCUAUAGGCUUUUCUGUCUCUGCCAGGAGAGGCUGAGAGGAAGAGAAGGACGAGUGGGCGGGAACUAGGCACAGGCUGGAGUAGAGCAUCCCUGACCGAGGCUCGGCUAACGGCUAGAAAAGCGCCUCCAGACUGAUGCUGAGUCAGGUACAGGUGGAGUCACACCCUGUUUGGCUUGGACCCUCCAGAAAUCAUGGAGGAGCUGGAACAUACCUGUCCACUGCCACGAACGACUCUUAUAGAACCAGCCAUAUUUACCCCCGAGACGAGUUGUGAGUGUCGGGCACCACACGAGAAGCUGACUGUAGAGCAAGCUCGACUCGGAACGCCCGUGGAUCGGCCUGUGCGAAUCUAUGCAGAUGGCAUCUUUGAUCUUUUUCAUUCUGGUCACGCUCGCGCCCUGAUGCAGGCUAAAAAUCUGUUCCCUAAUGCCUACCUUAUAGUUGGAGUAUGUAGUGAUGAACUCACUCACAAGUUCAAGGGCUUCACCGUAAUGGCUGAAGAAGAGCGGUACGAGGCGUUGAGACACUGUCGCUACGUUGAUGAGGUUUUGCGUGAUGCACCCUGGACUCUUACCCAAGAAUUUUUAGAAAAACACAAGAUUGACUUUGUGGCACAUGAUGACAUCCCAUACUCCUCUGCUGGAUCUGAGGACGUGUACAAGCAUAUUAAGGAGGCAGGUAUGUUUGUGCCCACUAAAAGGACAGAAGGGAUCUCAACGUCUGACCUGAUCACCCGGAUAGUGAGAGACUAUGACGUGUACGCAAGACGCAACUUGCAGAGGGGCUACACCGCUAAAGAACUGAAUGUCAGUUAUAUUAAUGAAAAGAAGUACCGCCUGCAGAAUCAGGUGGACAAGAUGAAAGAGAAAGUGCGGACAGUAGAGGAGAAGUCCAAGCACUUUGUAUAUAGAGUGGAAGAGAAGAGCCAUGAUCUUAUCCAGAAGUGGGAGGAGAAAUCACGAGAGUUCAUUGGGAAUUUCCUGGAGCUCUUUGGUCCAGAUGGGACAUGGCAGAUGUUUCAGGAUCGUAGUGGACGUAUGAUCCAGGCUUUAUCACCGCGCGGUUCACCCAGCAACAGCCCACCAAGGGAAUUUUCCCCAUCCCGCUCACCGUCACCCCCCUCCCGCUGGGCCAUGCCCAGAACCUCGCCACCCUCAUCCCCGAAGGGUGCUUCAGCUUCCAUCAGCAGCAUGAGCGAGGGUGACGAAGAUGAGAAGUGAGAAGUGGCCCAUAACACACAGAUAAUAGACUGCACUUUACCCAUACACGUCACAUACAUAACACACACUGGCAGCAAUGACAGGUCAACUACCCUCAUGGGAAAAAUUUUAAGUACUGUACACAGCACAGGGUUGUUUGAAGUCCUGUUUAGCUAUGCUGGUAUUACAGCAAAUAUCUGAAAGCCAUUGCAGCCCUGAACAGAUCCUGAGAGGAGAUUUAGAAAACAGAGGGGGGAUUCACUGAAUAAAUUGUGGCCACUGUGUCUGUGUGUAGUUUUCGCACCCAAAUCACUAAAAAUGAAUGCAAAUCACCAGGGAUAUCGGUAUCACAUUGGUAUUUGGAAGACAUAUUAGAGGUUUUUUAAUUUAAUGUGCUCAUUUCCCCAAUUUUUACAUUGAAAUGACCUUUGUCAUCAUCUAACGCAACUUAAAGUUCACAUUUAAACACAAUAAUUUACUAACUGUUUAAUGUAAUCUCAAAAUAAAUGUCCAUUUGUCAUACUGUACAUUAUAAUGUUAGUUCAGUUUUAUUAAUUUAGACAAAACAUAGUUUAGCAAUAUAAAAACUAUACAAAAUGAAGUAUAGAUUAGAAUCUUAAUAUCUGCCAUUUCAGUUAUCGGCCAUAACAAGAAAAAAAAAAAUUUGCUUUUUGUAAGCUUACUUUAAUUAGGUUAAUAACAGAGUAGUGACCAAAAAAGUGUGGUUAGUGAAAUAGACAGAUUUUUGCACUGAAAUAUUGUGAGCAAAAGUGCCACAACUUUAGUGAAUUCGCCCCAAACGUUUAAAAGGAUGAGAACUGAUUCUGCCGUCUCUUGCUCAGGUCUGAUUGGAACAUUGGGACUGCCCUACUGUAACAUAUUGUACGUAACCAAUCCCUGUUCCUUGUUUUCAAGGAAAAUGAUGUCUGAUCCACCUCAUAAAUAUGUAUCAGUGCACCAAUGAGGAGGCUGCUAGCGUUCACUAAACUGUCUGUGCAUGAAUGUGUUCUCAUUAACAGUCAUUCACUUGUGUUACUGCAGCCUUAACCUCGAAAUAAAGCAAUUUCUCUUUGGUACGAUCAAGAAUUGUCUUAAAAAUAAUACAUCCAAAAGGUCUAGUAGCUUUUAGAUAAGUGGUAAUUCAAACUGAGGGGCUAAAAUCAUGAUAAUGAGGGAUAUCACAUUAAAUCUGUGCUGCUUAAUCUACAUCAUGUAAUUCCUCCUGUCUUGUCUAGUUAUGCCAUUAUAUGUAUGCAAGAGCCACGUCAAUUUACAUAAUCUGUACUCUGUAAAAAUCCUUUUUUGGUUUGUAUGUUUUCUUUUACAUUAAAACUGGCUUAAAAUGUAAAUAAUAAACCGGGAAACAGAA
Megalobrama amblycephala (Wuchang bream) is the source of this 3040-nucleotide messenger RNA. RefSeq names its product phosphate cytidylyltransferase 1B, choline a (gene pcyt1ba). The transcript has 9 exons. The record is from RefSeq and is a predicted model, not a curated record. Lineage: Eukaryota; Metazoa; Chordata; Actinopteri; Cypriniformes; Xenocyprididae. Bases 664 to 1692 code for a protein of 342 amino acids. Gene Ontology annotation, molecular function: phosphatidylcholine binding; choline-phosphate cytidylyltransferase activity. Gene Ontology annotation, biological process: CDP-choline pathway.